AAUAAGGAAAUGACGUCGUUGGAGAAACAUUCGGCAGCGGUCUCUGGCCAGAUAUACGUUAAGCGGUUAAAAAAGGUACAGUGCUUCGCAGCUGGUCGGUGUCAUGAUUGGGAGGCUGUAGGGACUGGGAAGGAACAGUAGCUAACCAACUCUGUGAGACAGGAUGGUGGACACGGUGGAGGACAAGACUACCUUCUACUCCAAAGCGGAGCGCUACUGGCAGGAAGUCCCGCCCACGGUGGACGGAAUGCUGGGGGGCUACGGCAGCAUCUCCAGCGUCGACAUCAACGGGUCCAGGAAGUUCCUGCAGAAGUUCCUGGGGGAGGGCAAGGGGAAGACGGGCACGGGGUGCGCCCUGGACUGCGGGGCGGGGAUCGGACGCAUCACCAAGCGCCUGCUGCUGCCGCUCUUCCGCACCGUGGACCUGGUGGACGUCACCCAGGAGUUCCUGGACAAGGCCAAGUCCUACCUGGGCGAGGAGGCCCAGCGGGUGGAGAACUACUUCUGCUGCGGCCUGCAGGACUUCAAGCCCGAGCCCGGCCGCUAUGACGUCAUCUGGAUCCAGUGGGUCAUCGGUCACCUGACGGACGAUCACCUGGUGGAGUUCCUGCGGCGUUGCCGCGGCGGCCUGCGGCAGGACGGGCUGAUCGUGGUGAAGGACAACGUGGCGUACGAGGGCGUGAUCCUGGACGAGGUGGACAGCAGCGUGUGCCGCGACCUGCCGCUGGUGCGGACGCUGGCCCAGCGGGCGGGCCUGCAGAUCGUCUGCGAGGAGCGCCAGGAGAAUUUUCCGGAAGAAAUCUACCAGGUCCACACCCUGGCCCUCAGAUAGGAUGGACGGACGGACAAACUUUUUCACAGCACUGUCUGAGAGCCCUACCACCUCUGUGUGUGUGUGUGUGUGUGUGUGUGUAUGUGUGUGUGUGUGUGU
Anguilla anguilla (European eel) is the source of this 931-nucleotide messenger RNA. It is a transcript of the gene ntmt1, whose product is annotated as N-terminal Xaa-Pro-Lys N-methyltransferase 1. The transcript has 4 exons. Gene Ontology annotation, molecular function: N-terminal protein N-methyltransferase activity. Bases 164 to 832 code for a protein of 222 amino acids. Gene Ontology annotation, cellular component: cytoplasm. Lineage: Eukaryota; Metazoa; Chordata; Actinopteri; Anguilliformes; Anguillidae. The record is from RefSeq and is a predicted model, not a curated record. Gene Ontology annotation, biological process: N-terminal protein amino acid methylation.